Messenger RNA from Lathyrus oleraceus (garden pea), 342 nucleotides. RefSeq lists its product as uncharacterized. The coding region runs from base 1 to 342 and encodes 113 amino acids. The transcript has a single exon. The record is from RefSeq and is a predicted model, not a curated record. NCBI's taxonomy places the organism in Eukaryota, Viridiplantae, Streptophyta, Magnoliopsida, Fabales, Fabaceae.
AUGUUUUCUGAUCAGUUGAGAAAUGUCGGCUCCCCUAUCAACAAUCAUCGUCUGGUCCUUCAGAUGAUCUCUGGUCUCCCAGAAGCUUACCGCAGUGUUGCUACUUUGAUUCUCCAGAGCAACCCUCUUUUGGAGUUCUAUCAUGACUGUUCCAUGCUCACUUUAGAAGAAACCGAUAGAGCUAAGAUGACAAAUACAGACUCUCAUGCUGCUAUGCACACCACUCAGCCGAAACCUAUUGAAUACACCUCUCAGCGUGGCAACCGUCUCCCCGACAAUCGUUCUCGCUCCUGUGGCAACCAGAUUCACGGAGGGGGACAUGGUAACCGGAGAGCACCUUAG